CGCGCCUUUCCUCUUCCGGCGGGGCCUUUGCGCAAAUCUUCAAAAUGGCUCCCCGCUGCCGGAAAAGGGGGUUGGAGAGAGUGGUCUUCGUGUUGAGGCGGCACUGGAACGCCUUGGGGCUUUGAAACAAUUUUGAAACACACUUCCCAGACUUUCUUUUGCUUUCCGCCAUGAACAGGGUCCAGCUGAAGCGCUCCGCCAUCCUGAAGAUGGCCCUGGGUGGCGGCGGCUCGUCGGAGGCCUUGCUCCCGCCGGCGGAGCCCGCUGGCAUGGAGGGAGAGGGCGAGGGCGGGCAAGAGCCUCCCUUCCUCCUGCGGGCGCUGCGGAUCGCCACGGUGGUGUCUCUAUACUGGUUCACCUCCAUCACGAUGGUCUUCCUGAACAAGUACCUGCUGGGCAGCCCCUCGCUGGGCCUGGACGCGCCGCUCUUCGUCACCUUCUUCCAGUGCCUGGUGACGGUGCUGCUGUGCAAGGCGAUGGGCCUGCUGGCCGGCCUCUGCCCGCGCGGCUGCCUCGACUUCCCCUCCAUCCGCCUGGACCUCAAGGUCUCCCGCAGCGUCCUGCCCCUCUCCGUGGUCUUCAUCGGCAUGAUCACCUUCAACAACCUCUGCCUCAAGCACGUCGGCGUGGCCUUCUACAACGUGGGCCGCUCCCUCACCACCGUCUUCAACGUCAUGCUCUCCUACCUGCUCCUCAAGCAGACCACCUCCCUCCCGGCCCUCCUGGCCUGCGGGGCCAUCAUCGGUGGCUUCUGGCUUGGUAUAGAUCAGGAAGGAGCAGAAGGGACUCUGUCCUGGUCUGGCAUAAUUUUUGGAAUCCUAGCCAGUCUCUGCGUCUCACUCAAUGCUAUCUACACUAAAAAGGUCCUACCUGCUGUGGAUGGCAGCAUCUGGCGCCUGACGUUCUACAACAACCUCAACGCCUGUGUCUUGUUCUUGCCGCUCAUAUUGCUCUCUAACGACUAUUAUACCAUCUACUACUUUGAUAAACUGGGGAGCUCCACCUUUUGGGGCAUGAUGACCCUUAGUGGGGUGUUUGGUUUUGCCAUUGGCUAUGUGACAGGACUCCAAAUCAAAUUUACUAGCCCUCUCACGCACAACGUAUCUGGGACAGCUAAAGCAUGUGCCCAGACAGUGCUAGCCGUCUGCUAUUAUGAAGAAACAAAGAGCUUCUUGUGGUGGACUAGUAAUAUGAUGGUUCUAGGUGGCUCCUUUGCAUAUACGUGGGUGAAAGGGGUGGAGAUGAAGAAGGUGCAGGCAGAACCUCCUCCCAAAGCAAAUGAAAAAAAUGAUGCUGGCGUCUAAAUGUGGUCAUCAGCACAACCAUAGCCCACUGUAUGUAUAUACUUCCAUGCAUCCUGUAGCAUGGGAGAUAGCUAGAAAGCAAGCCAGGGCCUCAAGUUUUCAAGACAGGGAAAUCCUGUGAUGACAAAUUUAUUGGAAGAGACAAAAGUUGGAAAAAAAGGCAAAGUUCCAUGAGUAUUCAUUGUAUGGCAAAUGUUGAAUGCUCAUAAGCCAUUUCCUAUGUAGAAGUACAUGGUGGUGGUGGGGGUGGGGGUAGGUGAGUUCAUAGAUAGGACCCUAUUUAUUAAUCAAGGUUCACCUAAAAAUGGCUGCUUCUUGGGUGUAUUUGUCCCCCUUUGAUAAAGGAUGGUGCUCAAAAAGAGCAACAAUGAAUAGGAUUUAAACUCGACAAAAUCGGUGGAUCUUGGUUCUGUUUUGCCCAGUGGAGAAUGCUGUCUCAUAUAUACCCUGAUCAUCGUAUUCUUUCUUUCAAAACACUUAGCAGUCCACUGUUCUUUACUGAAAGAUAAUCUUUAUAUCUAUAUUUAUUUAUUAUGGUUGAUGACCAGGAUAAUCUUUUGUCUCACUGGAGAUAUCUAAACUUGGUGGUUAUCUCUCUCCUGCCCCCAUGGGGCAAACUUGCACUGGGUUGCCAGUGGGUGCACUGCCAUGUGUGUGGCAGGUGUAUGCUACAUUUUAUUGUUGCUUCUUCUUGAUAUGUUUUGAAUUGAAUGGAAGUUCUGCUGGUACGAAACUAGAGUCCAAGCCCAUCUGAGCUCUCGUUUAGUUCUGAGCAGCUGCAGCAGAAUCAGCAGAGUUGAAAAGGUAGAGUUGAUUUAAUGUCCUGACUAGCAGUUAUGGGUUGAAAUAACCUAAUGACGCUGAAGUGCAUGUAUUUGCUUUAGAGAAGGUUAUGGGGCAUUUUUAACAAUGCCAUUUGUGGAACAAGUUCAAAGGGCAUACAAUCCCUAUGGGCUGCCUCAUUACACAGGGAGUCCAUUGAAAACAGUGCAGAUACACUAUUUAAAAUUUACUGGGAUAAGUCCACACUUUAAUACAAUCUGUAGUCCUUUCUGUCAUGGACUCUAAAAAAAACUAAAAUGAUAGGAUGUCCCUGCUCUUUGGAGCAGUAGAAAUUCAUUUAUACACACACUCUCUUACUUAUUGAGUGAGACCCCAUGGGCUCCAGGAGCCCAAAUUUACUGGAAUGUUUAUCUCCAUUUGCCUUGUUGCCUUUUGAUUAUAGCCCCAUCAUGGUCUCAUAUCUCUGAUUUUGUACUGAAAAAUUAACUUUUCACAGUUGAUUUGUGAUUGUUAAUAAAAGUUUGCUUAAGUA
This is a messenger RNA of Anolis sagrei ordinatus, 2619 nucleotides long. It is a transcript of the gene SLC35C1, whose product is annotated as solute carrier family 35 member C1. NCBI's taxonomy places the organism in Eukaryota, Metazoa, Chordata, Lepidosauria, Squamata, Anolidae. The record is from RefSeq and is a predicted model, not a curated record. Gene Ontology annotation, cellular component: Golgi apparatus. Gene Ontology annotation, biological process: GDP-fucose import into Golgi lumen; protein O-linked glycosylation via fucose. Gene Ontology annotation, molecular function: antiporter activity; GDP-fucose transmembrane transporter activity.